AUGUCGAGAGCGAACUCGAUGACAUGGGAGUCCCAGAAGGAGAUGGACCAUGCAAGAAGGCUGCAGGUUGACAGUUGGCUCAUUCCCGGAAACCGGCAAUCCAUCAACUACAACUUGAUGUCGUACGAAUCGAGGCGAUUACUGAAUCUGAAUGAGGAUCUCACCGCUUGUGAGGAGAACUCCAUCAUGUCUGACAGCAAGUUCGAGGUCUCUCGCUUCCAGGUUACGCAAAACACUUGGAAAAGCUCUCAUCCACAUCAGCCUGCGGCCACACCAACUCCCGAGGCGGCGCCCACGCCCCGAGUGUCGCCGCUUCCCCGGGCCACUCCGAUUCCUAGGGCCAACUCCGAUGUUUCUCUCUACGCCCCAGUUAGACGGCGCUCGAUGGUGCAGACACCGGGAGUCGCGACACGUAUUCCUUCAGCAUCAGAUUUUGCCGCCUCAAGGAGAUCAAGCUUCCGGCACAGCAUGCCAACUACGCCAGCGGGUGGGCGAUCGAGAUUAAAUUCCAUUGAGGGAGGAUUCAUGGCGCUGGACGAACUUGUAGCCGAACCUGAGCCCCUCCCGGAGCUUCUGCCGCCGCCGGUACAGGAGCCCGUUGAGCGUGCCCUCACACCUUCAGACAUGGAUUAUCGACCGCUUGGGGCAAUGAAAUUCGGCUCACUGCGCAUCACAAAUGGCGCCGCCAGCCCCAUCCCCAGUCCGGAUCUCGAAGCCUCAGAAACACACCGGGCGAUGGCGGAGCAACUUGCGAGUGACGAUGGAACGAGCGGAAAGGAGUACGGCAACCAGGACGUCGAGAUCACAGUAUCGCCGGUACAGCCGAGCAGUACUUCCAAUGUUCUGAGCCCGGUAGGGACGGCCACGUUGGUAAUAGACUUGCCCACUUUGGGUGAGAACUCGCCGCUCAGCCCCGAACUGAAGGUCGCAUCAAAGCACACAGCUAUGGAAGAUGAGCUGUUCGAGGACGAUGUGCAAGUCGAAUAUUCUGCCGAGGUCCUGACUGUCAGAAAUGAUCCCAACGCGAAACCGUCUCUCGAGCAACUGCAAGCAGACCAGUCUCAGAAAUUGAGCCAGGGUGUUGCGCGUGCUGAUAGCGGAGUCGUUACCAGCCCAACGACGGAAUACCAGCCUAAGCCGCUCUCCAAAGCUGAUUCCGGCUACAGCUCAAAUGUCUCACUGAGGUCGUUUAAUGCCAAGCAAAAUGCACGCGGAAAGGAUCAACGUAUCCGUGUCGCGUUGGAGGAAUCAGGCGACGAAAAGCCCAAUUCCGUCGUCGUACCAGACGCAACGGUUCCUGCUGUCGGCCCUAUUAAUGUCGGUCAAGUCGCGGCCAAUGCUGACGGUUCUGGUUCUGAUUCUGCAUCUUCUACACCUCCACCUGUUCCUCCGAAGGACGAUUAUCUGGCUACGAGCGGUAACACGAUGACGAUCACAUCGCCCAGACACCUGCAGUUCUUCAACCUGAACGCCAGUUCAUUCCGCUGGGACCGCAAGACUUCGGUUUCUUUCGAAAUGGCUCAGGCUUCAGAGACCGGCCCCGCCGCGCCGCAGCCCGCUCCAUCUGCACUGCCGAGCGGCUCGGCUCCCGAGACGUCAAACGCACCCAUGAUCAUCGGCAGCGGCUCGCAACGACAAAGCAAGUUGCAGAGGUUCCUCAGUGGCUCGAGCAUGCGAGGCCCACCGGCCACUCACACCAUUCAUCCUGCCGACGAACCAGUUCCAACUGUACCCCAAGAUGUGCAGGCGAAGCUUGACGAGCACUCGGGACGAUUCCCAAUGUCGACCAAGCGAUUGACCCUGCGCAACAGGGAAAGCAAGGACACACUAAAAACAAUCUUCAGUGUUGGUAGUGUUGAUGUUGGCCAAGCAGAAGACAAAGACAAGUCGGAUUCGUCGCCAGUGGAAAGGACGAUUGUUGUCAGGAAGCCGGUUGCUCAAGCGGCUGAAGCUGAUGACACUCCAAAGACACCCAAAACGCCCAAGACACCCAAGACUCCUAGGCGCCUUUCAUUCUCGAUUGCACAAGCUGCAGCUUCAGUAAUGCCGCGACGCUCAAUUCGCCGGAAGCCAGUUCCCUCGAGCACCACAGAAAAGGCUGCUUCAGCUGGCCAAGACAGUGGCGAUGAGAUCCGGGAUGGCUUCGAGUCCAGCGUCACUGCUAUCGGCAAUGUGGGCGAGAGCGUCGGUAAAAGCGCUUUCGACCAAGCCUUCAUGGCCAUGCCGCAAGAAGACAACUCUAUGAGACCAAAUGAGCGGUCCUUCACGAUGACGCCACAGAUGGAACGCAGCAUGGGGAUGCAUCUUCGUGCACAUGGCCAGAUGCCGUCAAUCAACAGCGACCGCCUCCCGUCGCCACAGAGCCACCUGUUUCCUGAGAGCGUGGAUAGCUUCAGCAAGAGAAAGACAUCGCCGCCAGUCAGCUUGCAUACUCGAAGCGGCAAAAGCCUCCGGAAACCGGCUCCUUUGCGACCCAAGUCGUCCGGCGAGGGUCAGCAGAGACGGCAAAGUCUGUCGAGGCAGAACAGCCGCGAGACAAUUCACAGCUACCCCUCAGCAUCACCAGGCGCGGGAUCACUUGACGAGGCCUUCGUUGUCCCCCCAGUCCCCCCCAUGAGCCCUCGAAGGUUCACAAUGCUCGAGCAGCAAGUCUCAGUGCGCCGUCAAGCAACUGAGGACAAGUGGCGCCCAACGAAUCGGCAAAGCCUGCAUCCCAAUGACGCCCGCCGUUCCACGCGUAGCAUGUCGACUACUACGCUUCCAUUGCACCCUCCUCAGCUUCGCCACCGUGCAAGCUACGACGGCUAUUCUCAGCAGUACCAUGGACCGAUUGCUCGCGGUCCUGCCCCUGCUGGGCAACCCGCCAGUCAAAGCGGCGCCUACUACCAGCAGCAGCUCCUGAAGGUCGAGCAGCAGCAAUGGGAGCAGGAGGAUCAAUUCUCCUCCGAUAUUGUUCAGCUGAGUAGGAGCCGAAGCCGCAGUCGCAGUGUUCACGAGCACCCCAACCCACCGUAUCGUGUGUUGCACAGCUACAACUCGCCUGCUUACCGCAACGCACCCAUCUGGGGUUGA
Molecule: messenger RNA, 3072 nt
Organism: Colletotrichum karsti
Lineage: Eukaryota; Fungi; Ascomycota; Sordariomycetes; Glomerellales; Glomerellaceae
Product: proteophosphoglycan ppg4
Exons: 3
Coding region: 1-3072 (1023 amino acids)
Source: RefSeq, a predicted model, not a curated record